GCCCACGGACCUAGGUGAGGACAGGCAUUUGUUUUCAGGUCCAAAUGUUACAUUUCCCAAGACCACGCUGGCCCACCAUGCCCCCAUCCCCCCAUCCUGUGCCUAUAAAAACCCUGAGACCCUAGUGGGCAGACACACAAGCGGCUGGACAUUGAGAGGAUCACAGCAGUGGAAAAAGACACAAGCACCUAGACGUUGAGAGGAACGCACUGGCCUAAGAACAUGCUGACAGACGCCGGUAGGCCAGCAGGCCUGCAGGCCAUCAACCGGCGGAAGGACACGGACUUUGGCCCGGGCGGUAUAAGGAGCCUAAAGGACGUCAUACCCAUGGGCCAGACCUAACAUUCCUUUCUGCUGAUCCCAAGUUUUUAGACAAAGUUUCCCUUCCUUAACCAAUUGCGAAUCAGAAAAUCCUCGAAUCCACCAAUGACCUGCACCUACAAUGAAGUGGUUUGUUUCUUGGCUAAAAACACCAGUUUAGAGAGAGUUCAUGCAUACUUUACGAGCUGACUCUGCAAUAAUACACUGCAGAUCUUCCUGGAAGGAACAGCAAAGAAGAGCACCCUAGAGACUAAUAGCCUCAUAAAGAAUUUAUGAGAAAAACAGAAGUGAUGGUGCAAAAUCUUCAGUACUGCAUGGACAGGAGAUGCUUAGAUCUGAGGCUAUGAUGUAAGGAAGCAUGAGAUUAAUGAGGGCAGAGGGGUGAAACUGCUUCCAGCUUGACUUCCAUCCAAUGCUUGAGGCAUCUUGGAGAUUGUCAGUGAUCUACAGAACUUUCCUAUAUAUACAACAAGAGGAGUUAAUUCAAGACCAGUGCAUAUACCAGUAAAGAUGUCAUCUGGCCAAUUUGUGUGAAAAUAGAGAAUAAUUCUCAUCCAAACCGCCUGUCUCUGGAAAUAAGAAAAGCUCUGAGGGUCUCCAAAGUUACCAGAGGAAGGCUGAAUUUUAUGGUGAUUGAGAAUAUUUCCAAGCUUAUGAAGAAAAAAAUAUCAUUAGUCUUUUCCAUGGUAGAAAAGAGCCUGUAACAAAAACAGUGAUACAGUGGAUGGGAUGAUGAGACCCUUGAAAUAAGCAAGGAUGGACCAGAAACUGGUAACACUCACCCAUGGAAUUUCAUUAUGAAGUCGUGGCAAGGGCCAAGCCGACCUGGAUUUGAAACCCAUCUCUUCAACGAUGUAGAUUUUGACAACAUAUUUGAUUUCUCUGGGCCUCAGUUUGUUAUCUGCACAAAAGGGAGAUAUGAAUGGUUACAUUAUUGGAUUGUCAUGAACAUUAAAUAGGAUAAUGUCAAAUCAUUCAGCCAAGUUUCUAGCAUAUAGUACAGGGUCAAAUAUUAUCUUUUUUUCCCACCAACCUCUUUUCCAGGAAAAUGCAAAGCUACUCUUUAGCCAAAUUUUAAAACAGGGGAUAUUUAUUUUGGGAAUCAUUAAUACCCAUCUGCCCCUUUUUUGGUCCACUGGACAUAUUGAAAUGAAUGAUUAAUACUUAUCACUUCAUGGUGUACACAUUGUUUUGUUUCUUAUGUCCAGAGUCUAGUCCUUAACUCUAACCAAAGUAAAGGAAACUAGAAAGACACACGCUUUUUCAGUCAUUAAUAGAAAAUUGUCCAGGUAAGUUUCUGAUGGUAUAUCAGUUAGAAAUAAUAUUUAGCUUAUUGUAAUAAAAAGCUGAAAACAGUAGCUUGAGUCAAUGGAAGACUUUAUUUUUCUCAUAAUACAGCUGACAAUAAUGUUGUUGCCUUUAUGAUAUCAAAGACCCAGUUUCCUUUUAUCUUUCUGCUUAACCUGCCUUGGCAAAUGCUUGCUGCUUCAUAGUCACAUGAUGGCUGACUUACUGUAACCUUCAGGUAGAAAGAAAGGAAGAGGUAAAGAGAUAAAGGUACAUCCCAGCUGACUCAGUAUCUCCUUCUCUUUGAAAACUCUCACAGAAACUGCCCUAUAACUUCUACUGACAUCUCAUCUCAAUGGCUAGAUCAGUGCUAUAUAACAAAACUUUCUGCAAUGAUAGAAAUGUUCUAUAUCUGAACUAUCCAAGAUGUUAGCUACUAGCCACUUAUGACUGUUUAGCAUUUAAAAUGUCACUUGUGGCACUGACAAAAUGAACUUUUAAUUUUACUUGAUUUUAAUAAAUUUAAAUUUAAAUAGAUACAUGUGUCUAGUGGCUACCACAGUAAAUAGUGCAGGGCUAGACCUUAAUCACAUCACUACCCCAUCUGCAAGAAAAGCUGGAAAAUGAAGAUUUGGAGCUAAGCACGUUGCUACCCUCCACAAAAUUAUGUUUUUCUUAGUAAGGAAAAACAAACAAAAAUGAAUAUAGGCUGGGCAAAUAACAGCCUCUGCAACCAAGGGAUAUUUGCUUGCUAAUAUUCCUUAAGCCCAGAGGAAUGGAGUGCUAAUGGGUUUAUCAUAGGCAUGAAAAAUGGUGUGUCUGGGAAGAUAUUAUGUAGUUAAAAAGCAGAAUCUUGGAGCUGGAGUUCAAUCCAAAUACUUUCUUUUUACAAUGAGAAAACUGAGGCACAGAGGGACAACUGAGAGACCUCAUUAAUAGAGCAAUAGGAAAAUCUGCUCUGAAAUUAUACAGAGCUAUUUAGUGGCCUUUAUAACAUCACUCAUGAUAAAAUGUAAAAUCUCAGAAAGAAAAUGCCCUCUGCCUAUGGUUUUUAAAAUACAGGAAAGAAAAGCUAGAGAGAUUUUGAUGCCACCUAUUGGUAGACAGAAGUAUAAACAGCCCUUUCAUAGCACAGGUUGUUACCCGGUGUUAGAGGCACCACAGGUGGUAUAGGGUUCUCAUAAAAAGGAACGACAGACAGUGGAAUAUUUAAUUCCUGCAUCAGCUUGGAACAUGUAUGUUCAUUUUCCCUUGAUUCUUAGCAUCUUAGAAAAAGUGCUUUCUUAGAGUGUUCCUUUCUGCUUUCCAGUAAUACAUCACACCUCAGGCAUAUACAGAAACACCAGAGGAAGACAUAUCAGUCAAUUCUCAAAAAUCACUUGAAAUAGAAAAAAAAGAACAAAUUUUUGAGCUAUAAAUAGCCCUGGGGUGAGAUUCAAAGUUCUUAUAUGAUCCACAGCCUCAAAAAUAUAUCCUGUUAUUUACAACAGUUUCUUUUAGUAGUUCUUACAAAAAAAAAAAAAAAGAAAAUAAAAGGAAACAGAAAUUCAAUUUCAAAACUAAAUGCUCACCCUGACUCAUUCAGGGAAGGAUCCAAGGUUUUUGAUGCAGGGCACUGACUCUCUGCCUGUUUUUCCCCUUCAUCAUCUGCUCCCCUUAAAAAAUGGUAUCAACUGCAUUGGUAAGAAUCCACAUUUCUUCCCUUUUGUUCCCUGGCUUCAUUCCAGGAUUUCACUUGUCACACUGAUGGGUGAGAUGCCUUUCAUAUUGGCAUAAGACACUGAGCGGAUGCCUCCUCUUAUCUUAUCAAACAGAAACCCGGCGAGUGAAUCUACCCAGAGCUGAAGCUUCCUUUGCAACUUGGGAACACCAGGGCCACAGUGACUUUGUGGCUUGGCUUUAGAUAAAUUUGACCAUGGCUGUAGAACCCAGCAGCUCAGAAUCCAUUAAAAGGAGAGCUGGGAGGAGAAUGAAGAAGAUGAGCAACAUUUAUGAGUCCGCUGCCAACACACUGGGAAUCUUUAACAGCCCCUGCCUGACCAAAGUUGAGCUGCGUGUGGCGUGCAAAGGCAUUUCUGACAGAGAUGCCCUUUCCAAACCAGACCCCUGUGUCAUCCUCAAGAUGCAGUCUCACGGGCAGUGGUUUGAGGUUGACAGGACUGAGGUGAUUCGCACCUGCAUAAACCCAGUGUACUCAAAACUGUUUACUGUGGACUUUUACUUUGAGGAGGUUCAGCGCCUGCGGUUUGAAGUCCAUGACAUCAGCAGCAACCACAACGGGCUGAAGGAGGCCGACUUCCUUGGUGGCAUGGAGUGCACACUUGGCCAGAUUGUUUCCCAGAGAAAGCUGUCCAAAUCCUUGCUGAAGCAUGGGAACACAGCAGGGAAAUCUUCCAUCACAGUGAUUGCUGAAGAAUUAUCUGGCAAUGACGACUAUGUUGAGCUUGCAUUCAAUGCACGGAAAUUGGAUGACAAGGAUUUCUUCAGUAAAUCUGACCCAUUUCUGGAAAUUUUUCGUAUGAAUGAUGAUGCAACUCAGCAGCUGGUGCACCGAACUGAGGUUGUGAUGAAUAACUUAAGCCCAGCCUGGAAAUCAUUCAAAGUAUCCGUAAAUUCUCUAUGCAGCGGAGACCCAGACCGCCGGAUAAAGUGCAUAGUAUGGGACUGGGACUCCAAUGGCAAGCAUGACUUCAUUGGAGAAUUCACCUCGACAUUCAAGGAGAUGAGAGGAGCAAUGGAAGGGAAACAGGUGCAGUGGGAAUGCAUCAAUCCCAAGUACAAAGCCAAGAAGAAGAAUUACAAGAACUCAGGCAUUGUGAUUCUGAAUCUGUGCAAGAUUCACAAGAUGCAUUCUUUCUUGGACUACAUCAUGGGUGGCUGCCAAAUCCAGUUUACAGUAGCUAUAGAUUUCACUGCCUCAAACGGGGACCCUAGGAACAGCUGUUCCUUGCACUACAUCCACCCUUACCAACCCAAUGAGUAUCUGAAAGCUUUGGUAGCUGUGGGGGAGAUUUGCCAAGACUAUGACAGUGACAAAAUGUUCCCUGCCUUUGGGUUUGGCGCCAGGAUACCUCCAGAGUACACGGUCUCUCAUGACUUUGCAAUCAACUUUAAUGAAGACAACCCAGAAUGUGCAGGAAUUCAAGGAGUUGUGGAAGCCUAUCAGAGCUGUCUUCCUAAGCUCCAACUCUACGGUCCCACCAACAUUGCCCCCAUCAUCCAGAAAGUUGCCAAGUCAGCGUCAGAGGAAACUAACACCAAGGAGGCAUCGCAAUACUUCAUCCUGCUGAUCCUGACAGAUGGUGUUAUCACAGACAUGGCCGACACCCGGGAGGCCAUUGUCCAUGCCUCCCACCUCCCCAUGUCAGUCAUCAUCGUGGGAGUAGGGAACGCUGACUUCAGUGACAUGCAGAUGCUGGAUGGUGAUGAUGGGAUUCUGAGGUCACCCAAGGGAGAGCCUGUUCUUCGAGACAUCGUCCAGUUCGUGCCCUUCAGGAACUUCAAACACGCAUCUCCAGCUGCCCUGGCAAAGAGCGUGCUGGCUGAAGUCCCAAACCAAGUUGUGGACUAUUACAAUGGCAAAGGAAUUAAACCAAAAUGUUCAUCAGAAAUGUAUGAAUCUUCCAGAACACUAGCACCAUGAACUCCCCACACAGUUUUACAGAGUUCUGAAAUACUAUUCCUGCUAAUAUUUCAUAUUUAAUACCUCUACUACUCCUGUACUUUAAAAAAAAAACAACAUAUACACAUUUAAAAAUAGCACGUUUUGGUGAUUUUUAACUAUCUGACAAUUUUUUUUGCAUGUGUAGCCCUGAGGCCUGGAUCUGUUAAACCCUUGUAUUGUUAACUUUUUACAAAGAAAUACAGAUAAUAAUAACUUACUAUUUACAUUACAGCAUGUCGCCUUGAAAUAAAAUGGUAUCUGUAUCCGUUUUUUAUACAGGUUUGUUGAAAUUUUGCUAAAUUUCUUAUCUUUACACUCUAAAGCAUUUUGAAACAUUUACUGAACGUUGAUAGACAAAAUAUACUUGGUUUUAUCUGCUAUAGGAUGAGAGACUUUUUAAAAUGGCAGAUGCAUGGACUGUAUUUUGCAUGUUUAAAAUAAAAAAAGAAAAACCCACAUGGUUUUUGCAGUUGUUAUCUCUAAUUCCUCCCUGCUGAGAAUGGUCUCUCUACUAAAGAAGAGGUUUAUUUACUUCUUCUUUCUGAGGUGAGUCUUUUUGAGGUAAGUCUGGGUCAUCUAGCUCAGCACCUCUCAUACUUUAUACUGUGUACACAAAUCACCUGAGAGUCUUAUUAAAAUUCAGAUUGUGAUACAUAGGUCUGUGUGGGACCCAAGAUUCUGCAUCUUUAACUAGGUCCCAGGUGAUGCUAAUGCAGUCCCUGGACUAUACCAAAAGGAGUGAGGAUCUAGACUUUAGGGUGUCAUGAUGGAGACCAUCAAAAACAGCAUGGCUUCUAGUCUGCUUGAGAAUGGCACCUCUUCCUGACAGUAGCACAAAAGUCCUGCCUGUCUCCAGAGGUGACAGUAGAAAGUAAUGAGACUGACUCCAGAAGCUGCACACCUCAAAUCAGUCACGCUGCUUUAUACUCACACCUCUUCCUUAGAUAAGACUAGAAAGUGCUCCUCCUGGCCAGUCCCUGCCCUCUUAAAAGUGGCAUCACACACCACUGCAUGGAUGGUGUCAAUCUCUAGAAGUGACCUCAGAACGUCUUCACUGGAACCACAACAAUAGAAACUUACACAUGGCAAAUGGCUAUGCAGUACAGCUCCCGAUAUCUGGUCCACUAAAUUGACCUUUGAGCUUAGUGUGGGAAUUUCUUGCCUCCUUUCUAUCACUUCUGAGAACAAAUUCUAUAAGCAGAAAUGCCUGGAAUUAUUGUCUGGGGUCGAGAUGUUUUGUUUCGAUAUAAGCUGGCCAGUCUGGAACCAAAAGGACGAAUGUUUAACUUGUAUAAUCUUCUUGCAGGGAAACAGGCAAGUGUUUUUGCAAGCAUAAAAGGCACAAAGUGGAGUUUAUUUUUGGUCAGAGAGAUGAAGAAGUAAAUCACAAGGCAAAAUUUGUUGUUUGUUUGAAGAGGGGAGCAGUAUUAACAAGCAAAUAAAAUGCCUUGUAUGAUUUCCAGAGUUACAAUUAUAGAUCCUAAUCUUGCAAAUACAUGUCACCAAAUGCACAACAUUUUGGGAACGAUGGUAAAAUUGUAUGACUGAAAAAAUCAUAAAUAUUUAAGCUAUAUUGUUUUAUUAAUAAAUUGGGUACUUACA
Molecule: messenger RNA, 6874 nt
Organism: Gorilla gorilla gorilla (western lowland gorilla)
Lineage: Eukaryota; Metazoa; Chordata; Mammalia; Primates; Hominidae
Gene: CPNE4
Product: copine 4
Exons: 21
Coding region: 3524-5251 (575 amino acids)
Biological process (GO): cellular response to calcium ion
Cellular component (GO): plasma membrane
Molecular function (GO): calcium-dependent phospholipid binding
Source: RefSeq, a predicted model, not a curated record